Messenger RNA from Phaethon lepturus (White-tailed tropicbird), 344 nucleotides. Its product is annotated as poly(U)-specific endoribonuclease-like. Gene Ontology annotation, molecular function: RNA endonuclease activity. The record is from RefSeq and is a predicted model, not a curated record. The annotation marks the transcript as partial. NCBI's taxonomy places the organism in Eukaryota, Metazoa, Chordata, Aves, Phaethontiformes, Phaethontidae. The transcript is spliced from 3 exons.
GAGUUCGUCACCGAUUUGAAGGAGAUGUGGUUCGGCCUCUACUCCAGAGGCGACGGCGAGCAGGACUCCAGCGGCUUUGAGCACGUCUUCUCAGGGGAGGUGAAAAAAGGGAAGGUGUCUGGAUUUCACAACUGGAUUCGCUUCUACCUCCUUGAAAAGCAGGGCGUCGUCAACUACUUCAGCCACAAUUUCGACGGGCCGUGGGACACCUACCCCGUGGUGCUGGGGCUGCAGUUCAGCUGGGACGGCUUCUACAAGGAGGUGGGCUCUGCCUUCGUCGGCUCCAGCCCCGAGUUCGAGUUCGGCCUCUACACGCUGUGCUUCAUCGCGCGUCCUGGGAGGGC